Messenger RNA from Spirometra erinaceieuropaei, 10004 nucleotides. Lineage: Eukaryota; Metazoa; Platyhelminthes; Cestoda; Diphyllobothriidea; Diphyllobothriidae. The record is from the annotation of a GenBank genome assembly.
AUGGAGGAGGAAACCAGAACUCUGCAAGCAGAUGGACCACGUGAUAGGCCUGGCACUGCCAUGGUAAGUAUCGCUUAUGGACGAAACCCUGUUCCCAUCUACGCCCUCUCAUUUCGUCCCCAUCCGCCCCCCUCUCCCCGCCAUGACUGAAUGCUCCCCGCACGGUGCGCUCUAAAUCACGCCGCACAAGUUCUCACUGUAGUCCUAACUCUCAUACUUGGAUGACUUCUCUCCCCCUCCCCCCCUCGCCAUAUGCACCCGCAUACUAGACCCAUGUUUCAGGUUACCUAUCACGUUUUAGCUCUCUAGGUCGAUCGUUGAUUGAACAGUUUUGCCUUGUAAUAUAACUAUGCAAUGACCGUGUACAGCUGAAUGAGAGGUCUCGAAAUUUAUGACGUCAUUAAAUUCUGCAUGCUUUGUCGCCUUCGCCUUGUUCACAUUUGUAGUUAGACAAUCGGCAACGGUAAAGAUAAGGACCCCAUUUAACUGCCGGUAGACUGGUUCAAAAGACCAAACAGCCCGUAUGCGGGUGAUACACACAGGCACAUGGUUCGCAUAUAUCUGGGCUAGGUUUCCACGCAAAGGAGAAAGCCGGCGGUGGACGGUUCGGAUCGUGAGCAAGUAGGGUGCCAUAGAGGUCAUAGCAAAAACGAGUUACUGCAGUCUGACUCUCCAACCUGAGAACAGUAGGAGAUAAUUAUCACGUCGGUCGGCUACAGUUUAAAUCACGUCUUAAGGUCACUGUGCUAAUUUAGACGCUUCUGCAGUGAGAAAUUCACGUUCAGUGCCAUGGAGCUGCAGUCGCCCGGCCCGACCACAACAGCAUGUGUAAUAACCUGAGCUGACGGGCAAAGGGUAUUGGAAGACGAAGAUGCGAUCACUGGAACAAGAAAUUCAUUGGCCUUACGUCACGGAUUCUCACUCGAAUGCAGCAUCAGAGACAGUUGCAGAUAACGGUAAUGGUGGCACAAGGAGUGCAGUAUUUAUAGCACGUGGCUGACGUGGGACCAUACGCGCUCUGUAAUUAACAACUCUCGCAAUCACCGCUGGGGUCGUAAGUGAUGCGGUGGUGGGUUGUCAGUCCGAGUCCGAGUCAGUAAUGGCCGUGUCUUCCUUGCUGGAUGCUGGUGUGACGAUUGCUCGGCAAAUUGGCUUACUGUCAGUGGGAUAAUUGCUGGCCCGUGCACUCCCCACGUGACUGAUUCCCCUGCCCAGGGAAAAUCGCAGCACGGAAUAUGGUACCGGGAGGUCAUUGCGCUUGCUGAUGCAUUGCGGGCCUGAGAACCAUGACUCGAGCAGCUCGCGGCUCACGCGGUUGUCACCCCUUGCGAGGAUUUCGGCCUCUUGAAAUUUGAAAAUAUGGCCGGGUCCCGUCGAGUGCGCCGCCACCUGAGAGUUAGCGUCUCCCCGCCUAACUGUUGCUGCGUGCUCGGCAAUUCACGUACGAAGCACCAUCCACCCCUCCAGAGAUGUGGACUCGAUCUAUAAUGGUCCUCAUCGCGGCCGAACCUCCACCUCACAAACCGGGCUGGUCGAGCAGCUCUGCGCUCCAUGUGUCACCUUUAUCUGCGACUGUCUCUGACGAUGGGUUCGAGCGGGGAUCAGAAACGUCAGGCCAAUACAGUGCUUGUUCCAAUGAUCGCAUCUUCGUCUUCUGAACUGCUACAUGGAACUCACCCGUUCGCCUCUGUCAGCAAAGGGAGUUGGCUUGACCCAAAUGACACACGGUUCGCAUCGUAGUUUGCGCGAAAGAACAAUAAAAAGUAGCGGUUACAUUCGCAAUAUUUGUAGACAAUCCACCAGACGGUCUACAACGAUAGCUUCUGAACACACUGAGAUGAGUUUAUUGUAGAUAAUGCACCAGACCGGCUACAACAGAUGGCCCAAGCUUGAAGGAUGAAACACCAAAUCGACACCAGAAAACAUUAUUUGCCAGAUAUAAAGUGCGAUGAAGAGUAGAUAUGACAAUGUUUUUUUUCUCAUUCCUCGAUACAUCCGGAAGAGAAAAGUUACUUUCACUAAUCAAAUUGAAGUUGAAAUUGUAUUCUAUCUAAUGGGGAUUAAUGAGUUGAUUCAAAGAGCAUUGGUAUAGUUUCAGCCCUCGGGCAGUCAAGAUGUAAGGUUUUGAUUUAGAACAUGGAUAUCUGGCGGCAAUCUCAUCCCGACUACGUAGCAUUGCACUUUUGCUGUGUAUAGAAAUGAUAAACCGAAUCCAACAAUCCCAUCGUCCAACCAGUCAGCAGGGGUCAGAGGGAAACGCCAGCCGUAUGUUAGUCAAGUACAGUGUUCAACCUAUGCCAAUCUAUGCAACCAGGCUGGUUAGUCGCUUGUUUGGAUGUUCAGCCAGUCUAUUUAUGCAAGCACGAGCAAGCACGUUCUAAACCCGGAAAUUCCUUCUUUACGGUUAAUAAUGGCAUUAGUCACUACAGUAAAUCCAAAUUGCUUAAGUCUAAUAUGACGCCCAAAGCGGCAAAUAGCUGACGAGUUAACAUGGUGCCAAUGGUGGGCAUUUAACGUACUUGGUGGACUGAGUGUCGGGCCUCUAUUGCUUUUACUAAAUUUGGCAUCCAUUGCAAGUUUACUCAUGCUAGUUCGAACUCGCAAUUUCAUUAUUCUUUUAAGUACAAUGAACAUCAGUUCGAGUGUGGCUUAAGUAGACUGAAUAUUUCGGAUUUGUUUCACAUUCCGCCAUGUGAUCGGUGUGUAUCUGACGGAAAUGGGAAUGUUGCAGUGGGGUGCAAGAUUUGAGACACAUCUUCAACUUCGUCUCUGGGGUAGGCUUUCUUUCCUAUCUGUAUCUCAUUUAAUACAGCUCUUCUCUGAAUGCGCGCUUAGACACAAUUCUUCCUGUAGAUUUAUCCAAGCAGGAGGUGCACUAGCCACAUGCUUCAGCGCAUUCGAAAGUCAGGAUACGUAAAGCACAUCUGUGAAACCAAUGGCAUUAGCUAGGUUAUCUUCCAUGACAACUUUUUUUAACGGGUGAACGUUUUCAUCUCUUUUCAACUUACUACGCUCUCCUCUAAUUUAGUCCAGUUUAAAAAUUACAAAAACAGCAAAGACAGACCGUCGCCAUUUGAUGCGUUUUCCUUUCGAAAACAUUAAUUAAGUAGGAUCCUAAAACUAAUAGUUACGCAGCAUAAUGCUAUAAUAAUUCUGUUAACACAGGACACCGGCUUUCAAACAAACUUCUUUACGGCUGCAUACAAAAACCAUCCUCCGUAAAGAGUGAACACUUAAGUAACAUUCAUUCUAUUCAUUGCUUUUCGAUGCUCUUAACGAUUCCAUUAUAUUUGAUGGAACAAAUGUGUACGAAAUAUUCACUAUUUUCUCAUUCAGCUAAUAAGUACGUUUUAUUUUAAAUUCAUACUUGAAGGAGGGGUCUGACUUGGUUUAAGUGUUUCCAAUUGUGAGCAUUUUUAAUACCGUGCAACGGCUCUUCAUAAAACGUCAUGCCUAUGCUUUUACCAAUGUGGCUCAAAUUCCCUGCUAAAUUUUAUAAACCUCAUAUGGUCUCAUCUUAACACGGUAGAUAAAUGUAUGGUUUUCCGUAUGCGCAAAUUAUAAGGCUUGCGGUCUGAGAACCCUGAAUUCAAGUGUAACGGCAGGUCCGGUUCAAAAUUAUUCGGGACUCGGAAAAGUUUUAUAAAAUCAAAUUAUACCCUUCCUCUGAGUGUACAAUUGAAAAAAGACCAAAUCACCUAAUGCAUUAGCUAAAAAGUGAAUAAUUUUCCAUAAAAUAUAAUAGAGUCUUUAAGAGCAUCGAAAAAUAAUGGAAAAAAUUCAUGUUAUUUUAAGUAUUCACUUUUUACGGAGUAUUGUUUUUGGACGCGGUCGGAAAGAGGUUUUUCGAAAGCCGGCAUCUUGGGGCAACUGAUUUAUUAUAGAAAUAAUGCUACAAAAUGAUUGGUUUUACAACCCUACUUAAUUAAUCUUUUCGAACCGAAAACGCAUUUCGGAAUUACUGCUGAGAUUUCACAAGUCAGCCCACUGACUGUUCUUUCCCUCCGUUUAAUACCAUCGCUACUGCGCAAGAAUUAUGGUCUGACGUUCAAAAUCCAUCCACCCACGUCUUCCUAAUUACGCACCGGUGAAACUUUUAAGGUCCCCCUUUCUUUGAUGGACAGAUUUCUUGAAUUUUCCACCUACAGAAUGUGUAAGACGUCGAGUACAAACUGCCAAAAUCUUCGACUAUGGCUAUGCCAGCAAGUUACGCAUUUUAAACCGGAUCAAGUUUUAACUAGCGCAGGCGGUAUGUGAGCUCUAAGCAUGUUAUCACGGCUUAUUGGCUUCGGAUAGGAAGAGCCUGUCGCUCAUCUGCGUAGGCUGAUGCCGUACGUCAAAAAAGCGAACCGAAGGCCUCCACUAGAGUAGCAAAAACACGUUGACGUUUAUUGCCGAAAAACACCACAAUAACUGCCUGCAUUUUCCUGCUCAGCAAACCACAGUCCUCACCUAUUUUACUUGGAGUUGCGGCAAUGGAAACAGGUUUUCGAAGAUCACUUUACUGCAUUCUGCUCAUACUCCUCCUCUUUGCUGUUGUCUAUAGGCUUCUAGAUACACUACCACCGGUGACGACUUUGGUUGCAUUGACGAGGCCCAACGAAAUAUCCGAAGAAAAUUUGAAGAAGUUAAGGUUUUAUUAUGACCGAUACUGCGCCCGACGUGACCCAAGAGACGAUGCCUACGGUCUUGCUGCUGUUAUCCAACAGAUGAAGUGGAUCACUUAUCCUAACGAGACGGCAAGUUUAACGAAAGAGCGUCGAUUUUUCUUUCAGAAAUCCAACGCAUAAGCAUUUUUUAUUCACUUUUAUUACGUAAGAGUGAACUUGAGCAUCCGGCUGCACUCUAACCGCUUAGACAUAUUGCACACACACACAGCACACAGGCCGAAGCUCAAUGCAAAUUAAAUUACGUGAUUUUCUAUAGAUAUAUUUAGCAUGCCCAACCAUCAACACCUAAGGCCAAAUUAAUCGUCGUCAUGCAUACCAGUGGAGUGCCAUGACUAUCGUGAAGACCUCCAACCCAAAUGGGAGGCGUCUCACUUCUCUGUGUAGUCUGCUUGUGAAUUCCGAGCCUGGCUUUGUCCUGAAAUCCACCCACACUUUCAGAUGCGACAAAUUAGGGGAGAGUUGAUUUUUCCAAUUUAAGAAUUCAUAGAAGUCGGGGAGUAAGUGGUUUCUUUAGGACAGCAUCUACGAGAUAGUGGACGCAAACUUUCUGCCAAAUUACUCGCAAGACGUUUAGUUCUCUGAGUGACCAAGUAGGUUUUUCGUUAGUUCAGUGGUAGUUUGCUGAAUUAGUGUGUGCUUAAAACCCAAUUAGGCCGUCCAAUAAAAAUAUGCCGUUUUCUGUGUUAUCCCUUUUUCCUUUAAAAUACUACCAGAACCAUGUAUUUAAAUGCGAAUGAACUCCAGACUGAGGUAUAGCAAGUUCGUUAUACGGUAAGCGGGCUAACUUAUGAAAUCUCAAAAGAAAUUCCGAAAUGCGCUUUCGUUUCGAAAUAGCACGUUGAGUAGAGUUGUAAAAGUAAUCAUCCACCAGCAUCCGGCAUACUCCGUAUAAAGUGACUACGUAAGUAGCAUGCAUUUGUUACAUUGAUUUUCGAAGCCCUUAGAAAUUCAAUCCUAUUUCACAGAGAACAGGUAUAAAACCAUUCAUUAUUUUGCUGAUUUCCCAGAAACUUACUUCGGUUUUUCAGUCUUAUACUUUAAGGAAGAGUAUAAAUCGGUUUUAAAAAUCUUUUACAAUUUCCGAAUAAUUUUGAACCAGACCUGCUGUUAUAAUUUCAUUCAGGGUUCCCGAACUACAAACCAUACAAUUUCCGCGUAUGGAAAACCAUACAUUUAUCUACCGUAUUAAGAGAGGAUAAUAUGGAGUGUAUAAAGUUUAGCAUUGGAUUUGAGCCAUAUGUUUGAAUUUACAAGCCUCAUUGAUAAAUGCAGAGACAUAAAGUUUUAUGAGCAGCCAUUUCAUGGGAUUAAAAAAUCUCACAAUAAGAAACGUUUUUAAAACAGAAGUAUACCCAUUAUUUGGGUAUAGCAUUGGAGGAAGUAGUUUACUAUCAAAUGAGCAAACGAAUCAAUAUUUUUAUGCCUGUUUUCCAUGAAAUAUAAUGGAAUCGUUUAGAGCAUUGAAAAGCAAUGAAUAGAAUACAUGCUACUGACGUAGUCAUUUUUAUGGAGUAUGUUUUGUGGAUGCAGCUGGAAAGAAUAUUGCUCGAAAGCCGCCAUCCAGGGGUAAUUGAAUUAUUACAGAAUUAUGCUGCAUAAUGAUUAGUUUUAGAACCCUACUUGAUUAAGCUUUUUGAAACAGAAACGCAUUUCGGAGUAGCUGUCGACGUUUCCUGCGUUGGCCCAUUUGUAAGGAUUUUUGAAUUUGCUGCUAUUAUUUUUUAAAGUUUCACUUAGAAAAUGUCUUUUUAUCCCGAAUUUGUACGCUAAAGGUUAUCCGCGUGUUCUUUUUAUAAUCUUUGUUCCGUUGCAUCAAGAUGAUCCGAACAUAUUUCGAAUAUUAAGCGUAUGCUAAGGAAAUUCGCGUAAGGCCAGCUACUCGGAGGACACAUGUAAUCGAUGUAAUCAUGUUAUCAAAUUGUACAGUCUCCAUGCAGCAUAAAUGAACUCGAAGAAGACAGCAUGGGGAUUUGAAACUGCAAUAAAUAUGAUCCUUUUCGGCCAUUGCGUUUAAAAGUGACAAGCAUCGUUUAACAGGUGUCAAUAAAAUUACCCAGAUACAAUUACUUGUUGAAACUUUGCGUAAAUUUCUUUUAGGGGCUGCGAAUAAUCUACUAUGACAACGGACAGAUUGUUCUUGCAUAAUUCUCUAGAGAGAGCGAAUGUCACUCUCGACUUCCGUGGCAACCUUGCGACUAAAUGACCAUGAGCUAAAAAGUGAAGUAUUUCAAAGCAAAUACGCAAACGGAAAAUUCCUUGAGACUUUUAGAAUUUGUCGAUGUUAUUGUUACCGAUGAUUUCGCUAAGAAAAAAUACGCAUUCAACCUAAACGUACACGCUAAAGAUCACAUUCAGAAGUCCAUCCUUCCGCUCUUGUCAUAAUCUGGGUCCAGUUUUAUGCGGAGGGUUCAAGAGGUCUGGGAAACGUGUGGGGGUCAGGUAUUGAAGUACACAUGUGAUCAAUGCUGGCUUUUAGGGUCCUCAUGCAUCAUGGAAGGACUUCAUAUAAGAUGGCAAUUAUUGCGAAAAUCACGUUGCACGACAGUGUAAAUCUGGAUAAACUACUGGGGAUCUAAAACUGCAACAAAUAUGAUCGUCUGCUGUUUUUGCGUUCAAAAGCGAUACGUUUCGUUUAAUAGGGCUCAGUAAAACAUGCUAGCUGUCACUAUUUGUUGAACAUCUGGACAAAUGUCUUUAAGUGACUGCGAAUAAACUACUUUGACAACGGUCGGAUUGCUCAUACAUAAUUCUCUAGAGGGUGUCGAGUCCACUCUCGACUUCUGAAGGUUUUAUUUUAAUAUCUAGUACGCACAAAAAUUUAACUAAUGUGAAUAUAGAUGACAAAGAAGGAUGUUCCUCUCAUCUUCUACGACAACAGAUACCUCUGGCACACGUUAUCCCCCCACGGCUGCCAAUAUUAUUGCAGAUUCUCCACAAACCUUUCGGAUUAUCGGAAGGCCGUUUUGGCUGUCUUCACUCAAGAUCCUCCACCGGCUGCGUUGCCGAACCCAGUCAACCAGACAUGGGCACUGGAAACGGGUAAACCACCAUUUAAAAUGCCUCAGAUCUCGCCGCAAAUGAGGAAUCAUGUAAGGUUUUGAAACUAAGGGCUUCAGCUUGCGUUUCGCUUUUAAUAUGCACUGUAAGCCUGUUAAGAUGCAUUACAGUCUAACCAGCAUCGCAUGGCCAGGAAGGUAAAUAUUAAUGUUAAACUGCAACGUUUACAAUGAAAAGAGGGGAACACAUACAGUGAGUGACCGAUCUCAUGAAAUGUUGGCUGAAAUACUGAAAUGCGUUUUCGAUUAGGAAGGAGUACUUGGUCGCAGUGAUAAUACUGAUUAUCUUAUGGCAUACUCUUAUAACAUUUCGGACUUGGUAGGAUGUCAGCUUUUAAAUGAACUUCUUUUUAAUCUCCUGCAGAAAGCGGCUCGGUAAAAAAUGAAUUCUUAAGUAGCAUGCAUUUUUUCCCAUCGAAUUUCGAUGGUCUUGCAAAUUCAAAUAUAUUUUAUAGAAACCAUUAACAAAAAUAUGCUUUCUUUUAGUCAAUCAAUAGAGAAUCACGCCUUCUUUAUAUUUUAUAUUUAAGGCAAGAGUAUAAUUAGGUUUUAAAAAAGUUUUCUUAUUCCUGAAUAUUGUGGAGCCUGAUCAUUUGUUGCAUUAGCGCUUAGUUAUUUCAGUCUACAAGUUGCAUGCGUUCCGCGUAAAGAAUAUCACAUAUUUUUCCAUGCCACUAAAAAUAUAUCAUACAGAGUCCAUAAAAUUGUUCAAUGGAUGCGGACCAUGUUGUACAUUCCAUGAGGAGCAGUGGUAAACGGCCAGGUUCGAUGCUAUGUGAAUGGACAUUUCGCGGUCUUAAAAUGUCUCAUAAUUAGAACCUUUUUUUAAAACCUAUUUAUACUCCUUCCUUAAGUAUGAAACAUAAAGAAAACGUGAUUCUCUAUUGACUGACUAAAAGAAGACAUAUUUUUGUUUAUAGUUUCUCUGAAAUAUAUUUGAAUUUGCAAGACCAUCGAAAAUCGAUGGGAAAAUGCAUGCCACUUAAGUAGUCAUCUUUUGACGAGCACGUCUUCUACAGGAGAUUAAAAAGAAAUGCAUUUAAAACCCAAAAUCCUGCCGAGUCUAAAAUGUUAUAAGAGUAUGUCACAGGGUAAUCAGUAUUACAACCGCGACCAAGUAAUCCUUUCUAAUCAAAAACUCAUUUCAGAAUUUCAGCCAACAUUUCAUGAGAUAGGUCACUCACUGUAAUUAGGGCAUGAAUACGGGAACACCUGUCGGCAUGGCUGGGAAAAGGCGAAACUAGGAUCAUAAGCAGCGCCAUUCUCAUGCAUGUUAUAGAUUCCGGACAGCAUGUGGGCCCCGAUAAAGCGUUUCGUGUGAUCUAUAAGGUCACAUCUAACUAUCCUACACCACGGGGACAACGCAUAUUAACAACAGCAGAGGCGGCCGCCAUAGGUUGAGAAAACCAAUUUCGUGCGCACAGAAGAACCACGUUCAGGUGGCGCGCCUACAGUGGUCGAAGGUCGACUAACGCUACAACUCUCCCGUGCCCUUCCGUUCUAAUCCCGUCCCUGACACUGACUGCUAUUACCCCCCCCCUCCCCCACAUUCGCACACUUAGCGUGUGUUUUAAGGUGGACUUUUAUCGAUUUACUUCUACGCCACCUCAUCUUCUAAUGAUGAAAGCAUAUGACACGGAAUGCUUACGCGAUCGACUGGAUGUGUGUACCGAGAACCAAGUAUCCAAGAAAGGAAAGCCCUUUUCCGUCCGUCGAUCAGGACUGUAGGGGCAGGUGUUUGUCCAUCACGACGCAGAUGACCGCAGAAUGAUGAAGCAGAUCUCUUCCCAGGAUGCCUCACAUUCACAAUACUAACCCUGACAUCUUUAGACAGUAGAAGAGUAGACUUACACUGAUCCAUUCUUAUUAUUAGCUCUGCGAUGUCCUUUGUGCCGCGGGUCUGGUGUGAUCUUCUUGAUCACAGGCCACAUCUUGUUCUCUGAUAUGCUAACACAAGUUAUAAGUGUGACGUCCAUCCAGCUGAGUCCGCUCUCCAGAUAUUCAUCGCGUCUCUGCGACAAAUAGGUUGGUCUUCGUUUAAAGGUAAACUACUACAAAAGUCCGCCUAAACUUCUGCAAAUGCCUACUCACUUUCCAUUGUCAUACGAUCAGACCCACUCCAAUUAUGUCCCUACUUCAUUCCUUUUGUAGAUUUGACAUGCUUCCAGUGGUAAUGGGCGCCUCGAGAGACGAGUACUGUGCGAUUGCGCCGCCAAACUCUUUCAUCCACGUGGAUGACUUUGCCUGCUGCGUUGGCGAACUACCUGAACUGGCUUGA